AUGGUUAACCUGCAAAGGCUGCUGUUUUCGGUGCUGGGUAGCAGUGCUUUACCGGGCGUGCUGGUUGACGACAGCUUGAAGAGCGAUGUGAUCGGGGGUCUCUACCAGCCGGCGAGCUGGAGCCCGCAGGCGAAAAUCGCUGUGUACGUGAUGCAUGCGGAGGUGAACUAUGCCAGCUUCUCGGCGUGUACAGCGCUGGCGGAACGAGGGUACACUGUCUUGUGUGCUAACAACGCGCUGGACAAAACCGGUUUCGGGGCCCCGCUGGGGUUUGAGGAGAUGAUGCUGAUGGUGGGCUCGGGGAUGCGGUACCUGCGCAGCCAGCCGGGGAUUGAGAAGGUCGUGCUGUUUGGGCACAGCGGCGGCGGGGCGAUGAUGGCCGAUUACCAGAACAUCGCCGAGAACGGGGCUGGCGCCUGUAACGGCACGGAGAAGAUCUACUACCGGUGUUCGUCCGCUAUGGACGGGCUGUUGCCCGCAGACGGGGUGAUGCUCAUCGACGCCAAUUACGGCCUCUCCACCAUGACGCUAAUGAGCCUCAACCCGGCCCUCGAGCGCUCCGAGAGCGGCCGCCUGGCUGUCAACCCGGCACUGGACCAGUUCAACCCGGCCAACGGCUUUCGCAACGGGUCCGCAGCUGAGUAUCCCGCCAGCUUCACCUCCUCCUUCUUCUCGGGCGUGUACGCCCUCAAUGAGGAGCUGAUCGCCACUGCGCAGGACCGCCUGGCGGCCAUCGAGGCCGGGGAGGCCCUGUUCGACGACGACGAGCCCUUUUACAUCCCUGACGGGACGUACAUCGGCCCCAACAACAAGCUUCUAGGGCAGGACCCGCGUCUGCUAGCGCACACUGAGCAUGUCUGGCCGCUGCUCACCCCGACAGGCAUCGUCGAGCAAGUUGUCCACUCGGUGCGCGUGCCGAGCAGUCGGUCCCCCAUCCACUCCAUGGCCCAUUCCUAUAUUCGUGGUGCUCUCAAAACCACCGUGCGCCGGUACCUAUCCACUUUUGCCAUCCGCGCCACGCCCGACUACGCCAUCACCGAGGAUGGGAUCGUGGGGGUCGAUUGGUUCUCCAGCCAUAUGGUGCCCGUCGCUGCCGUGCCGGGCAUCUCUGUGCCGCUGCUCACCAUGGGUAUGACGGGCCACUACGAAUAUCUCAACGCGGAGAAGAUCUACCUCGCUUCGGGGAGCAAUGAUACAGCUAUCGUCUUUGUCGAGGGCGCUGAACAUAACCUCGACACCUGCACUGCCUGCGAACAGUAUGCGGGCCAGUAUGGCGAUACCGCGGAGAGGGCAUACGGUUAUAUAGCGGAGUGGCUCGGCAAGGAGGGGCGGUUUAUGCAUGCUGGAGCAUAA
Molecule: messenger RNA, 1353 nt
Organism: Penicilliopsis zonata CBS 506.65
Lineage: Eukaryota; Fungi; Ascomycota; Eurotiomycetes; Eurotiales; Aspergillaceae
Exons: 2
Coding region: 1-1353 (450 amino acids)
Source: RefSeq, a predicted model, not a curated record